AUGACACGGUCUUCGGCCUUCCUGGCCGGGAGAGCGCAGAUGCGCAUCGUCGUGAUCACAGCAAUUUUGAUAUCGCUUCUGUUAUUGAGCUACACAACGUCGCCGAUCAUUGUCAAGCACGUCGAUCCCUGGAUCACUUACGAACCGACCAUACAUGAUGCCGAUCCUACCGACUCUUGCUCUGAACGAUUCGGACUGGGCUAUCUUCGCCGACUCGGCGAGAACGCCGUUGAACAUUGUUCCAGCAAUUCUACAUCCCGCUUUAGCUGCUUCUCGUAUACGACACGCGAUGACCGCAUCGAUUCGUUUUGCUAUGGUUCGCCGGCAAUGAUCGAGGAUGGCCGUGUUGGUCUUGCAUGCGACGCUCGUGACUGGGACGAAGAGCCCAUCGACGGUGAGGUUCAGCAUCUCGAGUCCAUGGAGGAGUACUGGUACAACACUGGCGUGCGCCCUGUGCUCAACGGCGCCGUCGAUCUCCACCGACCGGAUCUCCCUGUCACCUCAGAUGCUCCGCCGCGAACCUACCUUUUGGUACAGCGAGAGGGCACCGUCGCUAAUCUCUGGCAUACGCUUAUGCAGGUCAUGUCGCUCGGGUUGUCGAUCGAUAUUCUGCGCAAUACGUCGGACCCGAAGACUGGUGCGGCUUACCUCUCUUCAGCAGAUCUUAAAAACACCCAAAUCUUGAUCACCGACGACCAUGCUGAGGGGCCUUUCUGGAAUAUCUGGCAAAUGUACGCAGACUUGCCCAUGCUCCGGCUCCGGAACAUCUCAAGCGAUUUGACCGAGAGCAAGAUGGUCAUUCCCCUGCCUGGCGCGAGUAAUACUCUUUGGGAAGGCGACUGGACCGAACUCACCUGUGAGCGAUCCGCUCUUCUGAACGGCUUUGUCCGUCGCGUGCUCAAUUUCUAUCACCUCGGAGACGAGCCGGCCAAGUCACCAACAUUGCGGCUCACCUUCAUUGACCGACAGGGAUCGCGCAAGUUACAGCACCAGGCUGUACACUUUUCCAAUCUCCAGUCGGCCUUCCCAGACGUCGAGAUUCAGUUGGUCGACUUCGCCAACAUCACCUUCGCGGAACAACUGCAGCUGAUUCGCAAAACGGACAUCCUGGUCGGCGUCCACGGUGCAGGCUUGACUCAUGAGUUCUUUUUGCCGAUCAAUUCCACAGUGGUGGAAAUCCAGCCGCCGGACAUGAACCAUCGCGGCUUUUUCAAUAUGGCUACUUUCCUCGGCCACGAGUAUUUCCGGGUCGCUGGCCACGACUUUGAGUAUGAAGGUCGGAAGGGUGAUUGGCACGACGACGAUAUUGCGGUCGAUGAAAACUGGCUCUUGGAUGCUGUAGAAGCGGCCAUUGCCGCGACGCGCCGAUUGAGGUCUUGA
Messenger RNA from Dissoconium aciculare CBS 342.82, 1380 nucleotides. Its product is annotated as glycosyltransferase family 61 protein. Lineage: Eukaryota; Fungi; Ascomycota; Dothideomycetes; Mycosphaerellales; Dissoconiaceae. The coding region runs from base 1 to 1380 and encodes 459 amino acids. The transcript is spliced from 2 exons. The record is from RefSeq and is a predicted model, not a curated record. Gene Ontology annotation, cellular component: endoplasmic reticulum lumen. Gene Ontology annotation, molecular function: protein N-acetylglucosaminyltransferase activity.